AUGGCAGGUAGCGACAUGGACAGCGAGGGGCCGGCACGGAGAGGCGGCGCGGCACGGAGUCCGAGGGCCCCGGGAGGGCCAGGAAGCGAGGCGGCCGCGGGCUGCCCCGAGUCGCUGUCCACCGCUGAAGCGCCGGCCGAGGCUGCCACGCUGCCCGCCUGGAUGCGCCUCUACUUCUACGGGAUGCACGGGGUCACCCUGGACGUGCUCCUGUCUUCGGUUCGGCGCUUCGCUCGCAGCCCCGACCUCCGGAUGCUGGGCUUCUCCUCGCCCUACCGCUGCCUCCUGCACGCGCUCACCCACUUCGCCCUGGAGAAGGUCUACCUGCAGCAGCGGCGCUGUCCCAGCGCCUUCGUCUUCAAUUUCCUCCUCUACCCCUCGGCUCACGUGGGGCUGCAGACCCUGACAGGCCCGGCGCUGCUGCGCAGCCUGGGCGGCGGAGCGGGGGGCGCCGCGGCGCCGGGGGCGCUGGACCUGGCGCUGCAGUACGUGCUGGCGCUCUACCACUGCCAAGUGUUCCUGAAGCGCUUCCUGCGCUUGCGGUACCCGCGGCAGCGGCAGCAACAGCGGAGGGGCGCGCUCCCCACCCCUCCGGGGGCCCGGGCCGCUGCGGCGGCCAGUGCCCGGCGGCGACGACCCCGGGGCGCCAGGGGCGCCGGGGGAGCCCCCAGCCAGGGGCUGCCGGACCUGCUCCGCUUUCUUUUCUUCGGGAUGCACGGCUUUCUGGAUGAGAUCUUCUUCACCUUCUUCUUUAACGUGCUGGGGCAAGGGGACGGAGCAACCAGUGGCCACACAUCGCUCUGGUCCUUCCUUAUGUAUGGCAGCUGCAGUUUCGUGGUGGAAAAGCUCUACUUCCACCUC
This is a messenger RNA of Propithecus coquereli (Coquerel's sifaka), 861 nucleotides long. RefSeq names its product transmembrane protein 229A-like. The annotation marks the transcript as partial. NCBI's taxonomy places the organism in Eukaryota, Metazoa, Chordata, Mammalia, Primates, Indriidae. The record is from RefSeq and is a predicted model, not a curated record. The transcript has a single exon.